UUGGAAGAGCUUCCCAGCAGAAGGCACAACAAUGGCAACGAUACCGGUCCCAUAUAAAAAAACUGUAUUCUUGCCUGUUGGUACUUCAGUGAAAAUCCAAGGGACACCUUCCAAGUCAUUCAGCAUGUGCCCAGAACUGCAGGUGGAUUUCCACACUGGAACUCAAGAGGACUCAGAUGUCGCCUUCCAUUUCCGCGUCUACUUUGGCAAGCGUGUGGUGAUGAACAUCCGUCAGGGUGGGAAGUGGGGUCAAGAAGUGCAAUCCUCUGUUAUGCCCUUUGAGAAUGGCCAACACUUUGAACUGGGCAUCUUGGUGCUGUCCAAGGAGUACCAGGUGAGUGUGCCCAGGAGCAUCCCGUACAUGGGCUCUCAGGGCUCUCACAGGAGCACACAGCUCUCCCUGGCCUGGCCCCCAGAGUCACUUGUGGUUCAUCUCCUGCCCCUCUCAUCACAGAGCACCCUCUGCUUGCACUGCCAUGCUCAGGUCCUUUUCCAAAUCUAAGCAGGUCAAGAUCAGCCCACAUGCCUUAUUCUCCAGGGUGGAGAAGUUCCUGUCUUCACUCACAGCCUCAUUUCUACCUAUGCUGUCAUUCCUUCAGUUUUCAUGUAGGUGAUUGUUAAAAUAUGCAUAUAAAUAAUUAUAAUCAGUCUAAAAUUAAGUCUUUCCUACAUUCCCAAACCCAGUCCCAAUCUCCAGAGCAACACUUACUAAUUCCUUUAUGCUCCUUCCAGUGAUACUAUGUGCUUG
Molecule: messenger RNA, 748 nt
Organism: Myotis lucifugus (little brown bat)
Lineage: Eukaryota; Metazoa; Chordata; Mammalia; Chiroptera; Vespertilionidae
Product: galectin-10-like
Exons: 3
Coding region: 32-502 (156 amino acids)
Molecular function (GO): carbohydrate binding
Source: RefSeq, a predicted model, not a curated record